AUGGCGGAGGGCGCAGAGGCUGCGAAGAACGGCACGAUGAAGGGGGUGGAGGCGUCGCAGGCUCGCGACGAGGAGGAACGGCGCCGGCUGCCGCGGGGCCGGCGCCCGAGCCGCGGCGCUGCAUCCUCUUCGCUGCGUGAGAAGCGCGAGAGGACUCCCGACAAGUCAGGCGGCGUCAGCAGUGGCGGCGAGAGCGAGCGCGAGGUUGAACGUUCGAGGCUGCCCAGUCAAAAAGCCCCCGAGGAGGGGCGAGACUCGCGGUCGCGGUCGGAGGCCUCCGAGGGGAGGCCCGCGCCUGAACAAAAGGCGGCCGCACGCGUGGGCGCCGCGCGCGCGGCCGCUGCGGGCGAGGCAGAGGAGACCGUGGACUACGGGCGGAUCUCCGUGAACAGUGGAGACGAAGAGGAUUCUUGUCACGCCGCUUCGCGGCCUGAAGCUGAAGCGGGCGUCGGCGCUUGUGGCGACCCCGACGCGCAGGACACGGCAGGGGUCGAGGAGGCCGGCGCCGACCCGCCCGCUGGAGCAGGUGACGAAGACGAAGAAACGCGCGCACGACGCGAGCGGCGGAAGGAGAAGAAGCGGAAGGAACGGCUGGCGGCGGAGCUGCUGAUUGAGCCCGACGGCCCGAAGCGCUACGCCUUUCGAGAGAAGAGACAGAAACGCGAGCGAUUCGAGGCAGAUAUCUCCGCGAAGAAAUCGUACACGGCUGUGCCGACUGGCUUUCAGCUUUCCUCCCUCGAAAUCCCACCUGACCAGGUGCAGGGUCUCCAGCUUUUUGUCUACCGAAAGAAAAGAAAGGCGCGCGACGACGAGCGCGGUACCCGCGCAUCGAUUGUGGGCGCGUUGCACGAGCGGCAGGGCCUGGAGAACGGCGACCUGGGCGUUGCGGGCCCGCUGGAGCCCAAAGAGGGGCGAGGGGUCUCCGGGCCGGGGACACCCUCGGACGCCGACGCCGGCGACGGAGUCGCGUCGGGACCUGGCGCGCUCGACGCGUCCGCGGGGGCGAGGGCAGGACUCUUUGGGCUCGCUAGCCUGGCGACUAACAGAAGACACCGGAAGAAGAAGCGCGGUGGUCCGGGGCGCCCGCGUGUGCACCCGCCGUCUCCGGCGGGGGGGUCCCACGACCCCAGCGGCGCCGGGGACGCCGGGAGGCCCGCAGGGGGGGGCAGCUCUGGGGCUCUGGCCAAGAAGACCCCGACCGGACAGAGACUCGGCGAGCCAAACGCCGACGGACGGCGAGCUGCGUCGCAGCUCGCUGCGGUGGGCACGCGAGCGGAUGGCAGGGGAGGCCAGGCCGGCGCCGCGGCUGCGGACGACAAGGUGGGCGGCUCGAAGAAAAAGCUGAUACCUGAGGCCCAGAGAGUCGGCGACAAGAAGAAGGCCGCUGCGGGGGACUCCGGCGCCGGCAAGAAGGCGACUGGGGCCGGGCUUGGAAAGAAGUGCGACGACAAACAGAGGAACGAUAAUGGAGACGCCGACGAGGAAGGCAGCGAAACAGAAGCUCUCAUCAGUGAAGAGUGCGCGGGGAUGCUCAGAGACAAAUUCCUCCAAGACGCUGGCGCAAUUGAAGAAUAUCUUCCUUUCGGACUGUACUACGCCGACUCUCUCGCGUGCGACGGCGACCUACAGGCGAAGCAGGAGGAGGCACAGAAGGCGCGAUAUUUAGAGGCAAAGAGGGCCUUCCAGCGCGAGAUGUUUCGGCGCCUGUUUUACGCAUCCGCGAUGGAGAAACACACCGAAAACCUGCAGGAAUCUGGCGCCUGCACUGCGUCGCGCAUGCGCUCGCCACGCGACCGGGCGGGCGGCGGGGUCGACACGGGUGUGGAGGCAGCGGCGCCUCGAGCGAGCCUCGAUGUCAAGCGGGAGGCGCCCGAAAAGGGCCUCGAUGCGCGCGCGGAUGCCGCAGCGACAGCAGAGGAAAGGCUGAGGGAAGGUCUGGGAUCGGCGGCGGACGCAGGCAAGUCUUCCUCGAGGCACCGAGCAUCCACAGAGGAGGAGACUUCGGGGCUUGCCGCGGAGGGCGGGGGCGACGUGGAGAGUGAGGCGGUCAACGGCGCGUGGAGCUCCGCGAGCUCGGUGGAUUCCACGAGGCGACGGCGUUGUUCUUUAUCGCCGGUGAACAAGGCUGACACAGGCGCGAGCGUCUCGCAGUUGUCUUCGACGCUGUCGUCCUCUGCGCUGUCUCCAUUGGACGCGCGAGGAGGCCAGCUGGCGACGGGGCCGUCGCUGUCUUCUUCGCUGCUGUCGCCUUCCUCUGCGUCGCCAUCCACGGUCUCCACGGGCGACGGCGCGGGCAGCAAAGCGCAAGAAGACGACGAUCACGCCUUCUGCCGACCCGCCAAAGGGGACGGUCGUUUGGCCUCGGACACCGACGGGAGGGCGACCCCUGAAGAAGCCGCGCGCGUGACGGCUCAAAGCCCGGCGGAGAAACGCGGAGACCAGAAAUCUGAGGAGCACUCGGCACACGAGGCGCGCGGCCGGUCAAGCAGCCGCGCAGAGGUUGCGAAAGAAGAUCAGCGAGAAAGCGAGCGAGGCUGCGACGCCCCAGCGCCAGCCGAACUCGCAGCAGGGACUCACGACGUCGCCACGUCCCCCCGCCUCCUCUCGCAGGAGUCGCACGCCAGCCGAGCGCCCCCGGGCCUCGCGUACUCCGUUCUCCCUUUUCCAGCACACGCGCCGACGGGCGAGGGAUGCUUCGCGGAAGUCCUUGCCCGCGAAACAGGCAAAGAAGACGUCCAGAUGCGGCUGCAGGCCACAAAGCCGAGAGGACCUCCUCCUGUUAUUUACGUCUCUCCUGUUUGUCUUUCUCUGCAGUCUCUUCGAGCGUCCGCAGCUAAUCUCAUGAGAGUCGUCGCGCACAUCGCGGAGCAGAGACCGUUUGUCAGCGGCCUGGCGGCGUCUGCGGCGGGGACUCUCGGCGUCUUGCGGGUUGGGGACCUGGCAGAAGAGACGGCGCCUUUGCUGUUUGGUGGGGAUGCGUGUUUGUCUUCUUUCACAGCACAGGGACGCUCGCCACGAGGGCGGAGAGAGGGAGCCUCGCGGGAGGUCAAGGAGCAGCCGGAUGGGGAGGCGAAGGCGAGCAGUGUCGCGGCUUCUGCGCCCGCCACCGCUUUUUUCAAAGAUAUUCGUAAGGAAACUGCGGGUCUCGAGCCUGCGCUCACCGCGGUCUCGUCUUCGCUCGCCUCUCUUCUGGACUCGCUUCCUCCCUCCUUCCUCUGCGUCGGCCUGCCUCCGCGGCUGGGUCUCUCCGCGACGACGCGGGCGGCGCUGGGUGUCCCCGGGGUGGAGGCCUGCGAAGUGACGCCCGCGGAGGCAGGAGAGGAGAGAGAAAAUGCCGAAGGGGCCCAGGAGACAGACAGGGAAGCAGAGGGCGCGCUGCCGGAGAAGAGAAAGGCCGCCAUGAAAGCGAGGGGGAAGGAGGAGCAUGAGAAGGCUGACGAGGCGAAGGAGGCAAAACUUACGAGAGAUCUGCAGGCGAAAUCGCUGUCGCGUCAAAUUUCUUGUGAAGCUUCAGCGGUGACUUCCGAUUUGCCUUCGCGGGGCUCGGCGACCGUGUCUGCGCCUGAAGCCAAUGCAGGCGAACAGGAAGCGGAGACGCGAGCCCAAGGGGGUCGCGCGCUGGAUGUCUUUGCGUUGUGUGCGGGCGAAUGUGGCGGGCGAAAAACGCAGGGCUCCGCUUCGGAGAAUUCCCUCUACUUUGACGCCGCAACCUUCUCGCACGCGCCCCUGCGCCACUUCCGCUGUCGCGCGUCUCCCGCCGGUCCUUCGGGCCUGUUUCCGCGGUCGCGGCCAGUCUCGUGGCGCCGUUUGCGGGCGCUACUGCGGGCGGUCGGCGCGCGGCGCCUGGCGAGGCUGCAGAUCGAGAACCAGCAGCAGCAGGAGGCCUUCUACGCUCCACCUUCCGACGAGUGGGAUGCGCUGAGCGUCAUUCAUCCUGUCUACCGUCCCUCAGCCGGCGAGGCGGGUGAAGAGUCCGCGAGGAAGAAGCGCUGCGGACUGCUUUUUGCACGCGACGGCGAGUCCUCCUCGGACUCGUGCGAUUUCUCUGAGGACGAUGAUCGCAGCGGAGACACGGCGUUGCCCGCGAAGAAGAAAACGAGCAGUUCCUCGCAGCCUGUGAAGACCGUUCUCUUUCCGUCCUCGGGGUCGUCGUCGCCGGCAGCCACGGGCGCUGCUUCGGCAGGCGCGACCUCGGGACACGCCGAGGAAAAUGGCGCCCGUCCCUCCGUCGGGCUCUCGACUCCCGACGCCCACGCCUCGCCCGCGUCGGCGGCGGCCUCCGGCGCGAACGGCGGACUUAGCACGCCGUCUGCGGCCGGCGGCGCGUGCUCGGGCUCCAAAGCGUCGCCUCCGGGGCUGCCGUCUUCUCUGCUGGCCUCGAUUCCUGCGGGCGCCUGUCAGCCGUUCUUGGCUGCGCGCGCAGUCCUUCAGGCGCGCCAGGAGGAGAAGCGCUUGGCGCUGCCGCCGCCGUUGCCCCUGCGCCCCCACCGUCUCUCUUCCGACCUGGACGCGGUCGCCAAGGCCCUUUGGAGCCCAACCGGCGGCUGCCACAUCGUCGGAUCCAGGGAGAGACACUGGCGGCGGGUGGACCGCGUGCUCGAUGCCUUCCAGUUCUCGCCGCAUCUGCUGCAGUCGAGGCCGGCGGGGAAACCCGAGAAGACCGGCGCGUCACAGAUCGGCAAGGAGGGCGACGACAGGGCCCGCGACCCGCAGAAGCCCGAUAGCAUCAACCGAGCGGUCCUGGAUGCGAUCGUCCUGCCAGGGAAUUUCAAGCACCUGCUGGAGCCUCUCCAUUUCUUUCCCUCGGAGUUCGAACUGGAGGUCCAGCAGGCGCGCGCGCUGGCUGAGCAAGCAGCGCUGCUGGGCAGGCGGAAGCUACAGAGGCGCCAGCGCGGCGGGCGUCUCGGGGGGGGGGGCAGCGACAGCAGCAAGGCGGCGCAGAAAAAGCGGCCGACGGGAGUCGACGGCUUCGGCGCCUGGUCUCCGGAGGAGCGGAGGAAUGGCGACAAACGGGGCGCUGGAGCCUCACAGCCCUUCCCUGCGGGCUUCGCGCCUGGCUCGUCGUGCGCCUCCGCGCUGGCCGCGGAAGGCGCAGCAAACAGCCGGCGCCCGCAGACGCCCGGCGCAGGGCCUGCGGCGGGCUCCCAAUUCGGUGCGCAGGCGGGGAAGCGCGAGGAGAGCGGCGGGGGCGGCGCAGCGGAGAAGGGCACAGGCCUGAUGUGCUCCGCUGCGAGCUUGAAGAAGCUGCAGAGCGACGCGGCGAACAACCCCGAAGUCGAGGCAGACAUUUGGCAGUUGCUUCUCUGGCGCUGGAGAAAGGAAGGCCCCGCCGCGAGCGCCGCGUCCCCGCCCAGUGCGAGUCUCCUCGCGACCGCGACAGCCCCGGCUGAGGCCUCCUCGGGCGAGGGGGCCCUCGCGGCGGACGACGAAGCCGGCAAGCAGGGCCGUAAGAGGCCGCUCGCGCCGGGCGAGACGGAGAUGCCUGCGAGAGAGCCAGACGAACUGGGAAAGCGGCGGAAACAUGACGACGCAGCAGAGGAGGGUCUGACUGCAGACCGAGAAAACGGCGACGCUGAAGCCGAUGAGACAAACGGCGCACCGGGCGUGGGCGGCCACGUAGCGGACGGCGCGCGCCCCCGAAGAACCGCGGCUAGGAGUCGCUUGGCUGAAGUCCUCACAGCCGUCAAGGGAGGAAACCACGCGGCAUCUUCGGCAGAACUGUCGGCGGCUCCCCCUGCCUCGGCUAGCGCGUCUGGGUCGUCGUCCUGUGCCUCCGCAGGAUCGACGGCGACUGCGGCGAGUGCGACGACGGAGAGGCCGGCGGGCGCGUCUCCGCUUCCGAACUCGCCGCCCCCGGGGGUCUUUGGAGCCGCACACGAAGCCGCGACCGCCGCCGCGCUCGCGGCGGCCGCGGCGCCCGGAGCUCCGCCGCUGAAGUGUCUGCUGCGGCUGCUGCGGUACUAUCCGCUGAGCGUGCUCGCGCAGCGCCUGGGCGUGCACCGCAGCACUGUCGCGCGCUGGGCGAAGAUGUGGUCGCGACAGCGAAUCGAAGAAGAAGGCGAAAACGAGGACGACGAGGCGGAGGACGAAGAGGAGGCGCUGGUCGCCUCCUCGGCGUCAUCCGUCAGGGGCCAUGGCGAGGCCUGA
Besnoitia besnoiti is the source of this 6147-nucleotide messenger RNA. RefSeq lists its product as uncharacterized. Lineage: Eukaryota; Apicomplexa; Conoidasida; Eucoccidiorida; Sarcocystidae. The record is from RefSeq and is a predicted model, not a curated record. Bases 1 to 6147 code for a protein of 2048 amino acids. The transcript is spliced from 6 exons.